Phaethon lepturus (White-tailed tropicbird) is the source of this 1023-nucleotide messenger RNA. RefSeq names its product baculoviral IAP repeat containing 7 (gene BIRC7). NCBI's taxonomy places the organism in Eukaryota, Metazoa, Chordata, Aves, Phaethontiformes, Phaethontidae. Gene Ontology annotation, cellular component: nucleus; cytoplasm. The transcript has 6 exons. Bases 1 to 1023 code for a protein of 340 amino acids. Gene Ontology annotation, molecular function: cysteine-type endopeptidase inhibitor activity involved in apoptotic process; ubiquitin protein ligase activity. The record is from RefSeq and is a predicted model, not a curated record. Gene Ontology annotation, biological process: regulation of cell cycle; positive regulation of protein ubiquitination; negative regulation of apoptotic process.
AUGGGGGAUAUGACACCAGCAGAGGAGACUGAGCUCAGGGCUGCUCGUUGCCAGUUGUUUGAAUCCAGCAUGAGGAACGAAGCAAGAAGACUGAGGACUUUUUGGCAAUGGCCAGGCACCUCACCUGUGUCUGCCCGAGACUUGGUCAAGGCUGGUUUUUUCUUUGUGGGUCCAAGAGAUGAAGUACAGUGUUUCUGCUGUGGUGGUGUCCUGAAGGACUGGGGGCCUGGUGAUUGCCCAGUAGCAGAGCAUCUGAAGUUCUUCCCUUCUUGUAAAUUCAUUUGUGGUGAGGAUGUUGGGAACCAAGAGAUGCUUCCUCUUCAGGAAAUCUUUGACACUGUGGAUGGGCAGUUCCUCAGCCUUUUGCAGGGAAUAGACAGUGAGGAGGCAGGCCUGCCCAACGAACCAGAAUACCCGGAGAUGGUAACGGAGGAGAUGAGACUAUCUACGUUUCAGCACUGGCCACAAUAUACUGACAUGCAGCCUGAACAACUGGCUAGAGCAGGAUUCUUUUACACAGGACAAGGGGAUGUAGUGAGGUGUUUUUACUGUGAUGGCGGUGUGAGGAACUGGUCGUUUGGAGAUGAUCCUUGGAGGGAACAUGCCAAAUGGUAUCCAGGGUGUGAAUUUUUAUUGCAGUCAAGGGGGAGAGAGUUUAUUAGCAGUGUUCAGGAGUCCUUUUCUACCACCCUGCUAUCUCCAAGAGAUUCCUGGGAUCACACUGAAGAAGAUUCCCCUGCUUCCCAAGAUGCUGUUCAGAGAGAGACUGAAACAUCAAGUUCAAGAGGAGAAAUGCAAUCUGUGCAACAAAAGGAACCAGAUGAGUCUCGGAUGAGCACAGAAGAACAGCUCCGACGCCUGCAAGAGGAGAGGAUGUGCAAAGUGUGCAUGGACAGAGAUGUGUCUGUUGUGUUUGUUCCUUGUGGCCACCUGGUAGCUUGUGGAGAAUGUGCCCUCAAUUUGAGAUUGUGUCCUAUCUGCAGAGCAGUCAUCCGGGGAAGUGUGAGGACUUUCAUGUCCUGA